AUGCACAUUUUUUUGUCCGUCCCUACUUUUCCCCUUGCAACACGGAAAAACCUUGCAAGGUGGCAACAGGUCCUACACUUCUUCGUUUCCUUUGAGCAGCAGAAAAGGAUGGGUUCUCUCACGCAAGCCUUUGUCGAUGAUCUUACGUACCCAAUCGCUCGACGUGACAAUUCCGUUGCAGAUAACUAUCACGGCGUCCUUGUUCCGGACCCUUAUCGAUGGCUUGAAGACCCUGAUUCAGAUGAGACCAAGGAAUUCGUGGAGAAGCAAGUAGAACUAACUGAUUCAAUGCUCAAGAAAUGUGAUGUUAGAGAGAAGCUGGGGGAUAAACUUACCAAAUUGUAUGAUUUUCCCAAGUACGAGGUUCCAUUUAUAGCCGGAGACAAGUAUUUUUACUUCUACAAUAGCGGGCUUCAACCACAGAAAGUCCUUUUUGUUCAGGAUACUCCGGAUGGGAAAGCAGAAAUUUUGCUUGAUCCUAAUACAUUUAGCGAUGAUGGAACAGUUGCAUUGAGUGUUUGCACUAUUAGCGAAGAUGCCAAGUACUUGGCGUAUGGCAUUAGCUCGAGUGGAAGUGAUUGGGUCACCAUCAAAGUUAUGCGGAUUGAAGAUAAAGAUGCCUUGCCAGAUACUGUUUCUUGGGUUAAGUUCUCUGAUGUUAGUUGGACCCUUGAUAGCAAAGGUUUUUUUUACAGCCGUUACCCAGCCCCCAUUCCUUUCUUGAUGUCCCCGAUUUCCAUUCAACUCUCGCAGCCCAUUAACCCCACACCCCUUGCAGAGUGGAUGUCAAUAAUUUGGAUGCGGGAACAGAGACAAAUGCCAAUUUACACCAUGAACUGUAUUAUCAUUUCUUGGGUACAGAUCAAUGUGAAGAUAUCUUGUGCUGGAAAGAUUUAGAUAACCCAAAACAUUCACGUUCAGCAUUAGUAACCGAAGAUGGGAAGGUAUUGUAUCAUAUUUUUAUUUACACUUAGAUGACUUGUUAAGAAAUCUAGUAACUCAUA
Messenger RNA from Cuscuta campestris, 1004 nucleotides. Lineage: Eukaryota; Viridiplantae; Streptophyta; Magnoliopsida; Solanales; Convolvulaceae. The record is from the annotation of a GenBank genome assembly.